Homalodisca vitripennis (glassy-winged sharpshooter) is the source of this 1176-nucleotide messenger RNA. Its product is annotated as protein PELPK1-like. NCBI's taxonomy places the organism in Eukaryota, Metazoa, Arthropoda, Insecta, Hemiptera, Cicadellidae. The transcript has a single exon. The record is from RefSeq and is a predicted model, not a curated record. Bases 1 to 1176 code for a protein of 391 amino acids.
AUGCAAGAUUUACCAUCAGAUCAACAACCAGACACAGAUAGUGUACAACCUGAACAACCAAGCACUGGAAAUGAGAUGCCAGAUGUACCAUCGAAUCAAAAACCCGAUUCAGGCAGUGUAGAACCUGAACAACCAAGCACUGAACAUAAUAUACCAAAUGUACCAUCAGAUCAGUACCCAAGCACAGAUGUACUGCCUGUGGAAUCUAGCACUAAACAUGAGAUGCAAGAUUUACCAUCAGAUCAACAACCAGACAAAGAUAGUGUACAACCUAAACAACCAAGCACUGGAAAUGAGAUGCCAGAUGUACCAUCGUAUCCAAAUCCCGAUUCAGGUAGUGUAGAACUUGCGCAACCAAGCACUGAACAUAAUAUACCAAAUUUACCAUCGGAUCAGUACCCAAGCACAGAUAUACUACCUGUGGAAUCCAGCACUAAACAUGAGAUCCAAGAUAUACCAUCAGAUCAACAACCAGACGAAGAUAGUGUACAACCUGAACAACCAAGCACUGGAAAUGAGAUGCCAGAUGUACCUUUAGAACAACAACCAGAUAAAGAUAGUGAACAACCAAGCACUGAACAUAAUAUACCAAAUGUACCAUCGGAUCAGUACCCAAGCACAGAUAUACUGCCUGUGGAAUCGAGCACUAAAAAUGAGAUGCAAGAUUUACCAUCAGUUCCACAACCAGACAUAAAUAGUGUACAGCCUGAACAACCAAGCACUGGAAAUGAGAUGCCAGAUGUACCAUCGGAACAAAAUCCUGAUUCAGAUAGUGUAGAACCUGGACAACCAAGCACUGAACAUAAUAUACCAAAUGUACCACCAGAUCAAUACCCAAGCACAGAUAUACUGCCAGAAGAACCUAGUACUGAACAUGAGAUGCCAGAUGUACCAUUUGAUCAACAACCAGACACAGAUAGUACACAGCCUGAUCAGCCAUUCACUGAACAUGAGAUGCCAGAUGUACCAUCGGAUCAACACGCAAGUACGGAUAUUCUGCCUGUAGAAUAUAGCACUGAACAUGAAAUGCCAAAUGUAACAUCAGAUCAAAAACCAGACAAAAAUAGUGCACAGCCUGAGCAACCAAGCACUGGAAAUGAGUAUGACAGAUAUAUCAUCGGAUCAACAAACCAACACAGGCACUGUACAACCUGGAGAAACAACCACAGAACAUAG